Sparassis crispa is the source of this 720-nucleotide messenger RNA. RefSeq lists its product as hypothetical. NCBI's taxonomy places the organism in Eukaryota, Fungi, Basidiomycota, Agaricomycetes, Polyporales, Sparassidaceae. The record is from RefSeq and is a predicted model, not a curated record. The transcript is spliced from 2 exons. The coding region runs from base 1 to 720 and encodes 239 amino acids.
AUGUCGUUCAACGGCAACUUGAGCCCAAGCUCAAGAGCGUCGUCAGGCCGCGCCCGCGGCGAAUCACGGGGAAGACGGCGGCAGUUCUACGAGUCGAGCGGAAGUUCUACGGCCAGUGAGGAGUCGUUGAUUUUCCCGAUGGACCGGGAAAGACCAUUACCCCAUAACUCCCCGGCCGCAUCACUACACUCCCGUUCUCGCUCUCCCUCAGUAGAGGGUUUUUCGGCGUGUGUGUUAUAUCACGGAGCAUUGUCUGCCCGUCAAGUGCAGCAGCGAGAGAGGGCAUGUCAAACAUGCCGUUCCCAUUAUCCUUCGUCGAACUCAAACACCGACCGCGACCAUCGCACGAACGACGCAGGUGACGGCGGACUAGCUCGCGAGCCAUCCGAUGCGUUCGGAGAAGGAGAGGAGGAGGGGUAUAUCAGCGCCUCAGCGGGCGCUACCACUGCCCUUGGGAGCAGUAUGGGGCGUUUAUUUCCUAGAGCCCGUGAGGACGAUCUUCCGGCAGGGCUAGUGGAGUCAACGUUGCCUGACCCUCACUUUUACGUCGGCAGCCCUCCCCGUCCGCGCACACCCUGGGUGUAUCUUUCGAACUCAGGCUGGGAAUCUCCUGAGACCCACGAGGAGAGUACCGCUGCGUAUCAGCGCCCUGACGAAUCGCACGACGCGUCGUCCCGCUCGUCCUCGGCGCACCAGCGAUACUCUCCUCGCGGAAUGUGA